CCCGCCGGUCCGCCAACAGAUAGCAUUCCGCGCCGCUCCCGCCCCCAAGCACACAGGAACACUCCGCCGACUGGUUUCGCGACCGUCAGGGACCUGACCGUUGGCAGAGACUGCCAUGUGGCCGUUCGCGCGACGAAGCGGGAAGACCGCCAAACCCAAAUCCCCUUCUGAUGGCCCGCAGUCAUCAUCGUCGACCGCCGCCGUUGCAGGACUCAAUGCAGACAGGAAGCUGCCUUCCGCCCACAACGCCGUCCAAAGCCAUGUCUUGACGAGAUCCCCGAGCAGACGCAACAGCCGCCGAAAGGGAAAGCGUUCGCGGCCCACGGCGACAGCGCCCUCCAUGCCGCUUCCACAGCCUGACCGCGACACGAGCGUCGAAGACAUCACCGCCCUCCCCAAGACGAUGCGCCUCGAGCAGAGCCCCCACCUUCGCCCUAUCGCACAUGCCCACGCCAUCCCCUACAACUUCCAGCCAAACCACCCAACCCAUUCCGAUUCCCAGUCCAGUCUACCGCGCAAACCACGCAAACUACUCCGUCCUCAGUCUUUGCGCAAACCUCCCGUCGGAGAGCAAGAGACAACAUUCCUGGCUCGCAGAUCCAGCAAGAGAAAAGCGCAUGACAGCGUUCGCGAGGAAGAAAUACGAGCCAUGAGCAUGCCGCAGAAGCGACCGGCAGGAUAUUCUCAAGGCAUGUUUCGGCGAGAUAGCAAGAAGGUGAAGGGAGGACUCAAUUCGCACUUCCAAAGACCCAUCUCCGAUGUAUCACUUCCGCUUGCAGAUUCAAUACACUCGUCCAUGUCCGGGAGCUCGGAGAGCCGAGCGUUUCGCGUCAGCACACUGGAUAUGCUGUCACCGCGCCCCAAGAUCAGGUGUUCGGUGGGGCCGCACCACGGUUACUCGAGUACACGCGAAUCUCCAGUGUCAAUGAAAGAGAAGGAUAAUGUAUCCGAGGAGUUCAGACGUACGAAUAGCAGUGGUCAUCAAAGGAGAAGUAGCAGAAUCGACGAUUUAGCGGAUACGCUCGACGCAGGUGCAUUGAGACAGAUAUUGGAGAGGGAUAAGAGACGGAAGGAGGCGAAGAAGAAGGCGAACGAUGAGCGCCUAAAACGCAAGCUGGAGCGACGGGCAGAGAAACAGCGCGCCGCUGAGCAGUGGGCCGCCGCCCACGCAGCCGGUGAGCAAGCGGGGCCACCCUCUCCGCCUGAAGUAGAAACUCCUGGAGCCAUCGGUCUAGGUAUACAGAAAGACGGCCCUACACCCAUGGAAGAUGUGCGGCCAUCGACGCCACAAACACCCUCUCAGAGACCGCAGCACCUCCAUCUCAGCACUCCCAAAAGAAGUCACGAGAAUGCACAACUCCCUACGCCCGUGGACAGCCCGCUUGAGACUCCCGUCGUCGCCGAUGCGCAAGCGGUUCGGCUAUCUCGUGCUAGCAUAUCUCCCACCCCUCAAGCGCACACGCGCGGGCCGUCAAACGUAUCUGAACUGCCUGCUUUACUCUCUGAACUAGCAGCUCAAGAGAAGCCUAUCGAGACGAUGGAGACUGUCCAAGAUCCACGCACCAGCGGGUCGCUAUACCCAGUCACCACCGUCGAUACGACUGCGACUUCCAAGCGAGGGUCAAGGCGACGCCGCAGCUCGGAAGGAGGGCGCAUGGCCGCCUUUGCCUCCUUCUUCCGACGCGCAAAACGUGGAUCAAAGGACCAAGGGCACAUCACCCCCUCCGAAGUCUCCUUCUCCAAUACCUCUCGGGAAUCCAUGUCGCGUCAACCUCUCCCCGCUCACCUAAUGCCAAAGCAGCCGUUGCAACCAAUCGCAGUCAAACGACCGGCACGGCCACCCAGCGUGCCUCGCCGCACAAUGUCCAAGUUCAGAGAGGAUCUCCCGGAAUCCUCCAAAUCUCCACCAGAAUCGCGGGUGCAGUCGCCGGACGUGCUAGCUCCUAGUGCUAUUGCAUCUCGAAGACAGAGCCAGCGGUUGUCUGGCUUGCUUGUCAGCUCGAAUAGUACCGCUACAGAGGCGAGAACAGAUUCUCCUGUCAGCCCAGGGGUCCCUGACACCGGCCUCAUGUCGCAAUCCCUUGCAUCCGUCGACUCUGAAGGAUCUUGGCUGUCAGGAAAGCCCAUGAAACGCAGGUCCAAUAAUGCGUAUGUGCGCUCUAGCAUCAGCUCCUCGGCGGCGAAACGCAACGACUUCAACGCUUCGUAUGAGGAGCUUGGAAUUCCCGAUGAUGAAUACUUUAGACGUUUAACACCGCAAGCCGACGAUCGACGGUGGUCAGAAAACUCGGCCGAAUGCAUGAAUAGGAAGCCCAGCAGUGCUGCAAUAGUUGCCAUGGACCCCGCGGCCGAGGCUGAUGAUGAAGGCUUACCCACUGCUGCAGCGAGCACAUCGGACGAGCAGCUCAAGACCGGAGUAGCGCGCCAACCCACCAUUGUGCAUCGCCAACCCCGCGUCAAGUCCGCGGAAGGUUUACUGAGCUUCUACCAAGCAGACAAGUCGUCGCCUGAAGAGGAGAAGAAAACAGCAGCUGGUGAGGAGCAGGUCCAGCCCGACUCGCCCACUUCAGAGGGCGAGCCGAUGAUCUUGCAGCGUGCGCAGAGCGUGAACCUUGGAAAACACGACUCGCGGCGGCUCAGCGCGGGGUCUGCGAAACUCCUGGAUAUCAAGGCGAGAAAGACUUCGGCGGAUCCUAGACGAUCGAGUCUCGGGUCCCAGCAUACCCUGUCGCAACUGUGAAGUGAGAGGUGUCCUGUGA
Westerdykella ornata is the source of this 2759-nucleotide messenger RNA. RefSeq lists its product as uncharacterized. The transcript has a single exon. The record is from RefSeq and is a predicted model, not a curated record. Bases 116 to 2740 code for a protein of 874 amino acids. NCBI's taxonomy places the organism in Eukaryota, Fungi, Ascomycota, Dothideomycetes, Pleosporales, Sporormiaceae.